This is a messenger RNA of Adineta ricciae, 513 nucleotides long. NCBI's taxonomy places the organism in Eukaryota, Metazoa, Rotifera, Eurotatoria, Adinetida, Adinetidae. The record is from the annotation of a GenBank genome assembly.
AUGCUCGUCUUUAUUUUUAUCAUCGCUACACUCGCGACAAAUUGUGCAGUUAGUUACGCUGCAUCCGGUUGUAAUGCAUGUCAACUCCGAGAUGAAUUCGUUGUCGAAAACGGAUACAAGUGCUUUCCACUCAAUAAUGGUCAUGUGGCUUGUACUUGUCCUGAUCAACGAUAUACUAUCGACAAACCUUGCCGUAUCUGCGAACGAAACAACAUUUGCGGUGGUCCAGAUAAUUUCUGUUCUGAAAUCUUAGGUUCCACAUCAAGUGGUCAAGACGGCGAGAUUCAUCAUUUCAGUUGUUUCUGUGCUGAUUUUUCGUUCUAUAUUGGAAAAGCUUGUCCAGCAAGCAGUACAACCACGCAAACAUCAACAAUGACUACGACAACAACAGCAGCAACUACUUCAACAACUAGCACAACAGUGAUAAUGACUAUGACAACAACAUCGAUGACUACAACAACUGACACGAUGACAAUAACGACAACAACAAUGCUAGUACCAGGAAAAAAAUAG